AUGCUCGCUUUGCCCAAGGUUCUUUUAAUGGGGCUACGCAAGUCUGGAAAGAGCAGCAUCCAGAAAGUUGUCUUUGAGGGCAUGCAACCGCACGAAUCAGUUAACCUCCCCACAACUGUGCAACCCACCAAACGAACUGUGCACUCGAACGAUUUCGUGACCUUUGAUGUCUGGGAUUUCCCUGGACAGAAUGACCCUUUUGAUGAAAAGAACAGUGCCAACCGCUAUGACGUCAACCAGCUGUUGGAAAACUGCGGGGUGAUUGUGUUUGUGUUAGACUGUCGUGAACUCGUCGACGACGCACGUGUUCGAUUGCUUGAUACGAUUUGUGCUGCCUACCGCUACAACCCGGAUCUUUGUGUGGAGGUAUUUAUUCACAAGGUUGACGCCCUGAGUGAGGACCAUCAGGUUGACCUGCUAGCUAGCUUGCAGCGCCGUGUCGAGGAAGAGGUCAAGCAGCAGUUGGAAAACACAACCCCACCGAAGCUCAACUUUAACCUCACCUCCAUCUACGACCACUCCGUCUUUCAGGCCUUCUCUCUGGUCGUGCAGCGGCUGAUCAAGGUUAAGCUUCCCUUCAUCAAUGAGCUCCUCCAAAUGCUUAAUAGCAAUAGUAAUGUUUGUCUGAGCUAUUUGUUUCUUAGUCGCUCAAAAAUUUACAUCGCCGUUGAUGAGCGAACUCGCUUAAAGGCACGGACUUAUGACUUAUGCAGUGAUGCCAUAGAAGUUGUGGUCAGGAUGAGCCAGAUCUACGCCUCCCCGCGCAGCGCCUCACACAAUUCAAAGCACGACUCAAACAGUCCAGCCCCGCGCCGUUUGGCCCACGGUGAGAUUCCGCACUUGCACGAAUUAGAUGACAACGCAGUCCGUGUAGCGAAGGAAAUGCCAAGCACGAAUUGCAGCUUCGCAAAAACGGUGCACUCGGACGAGGAUGAAGAGGAGCGCAUUGCGUUGCUCGAACGGGGCGCCCGGGCCGUCAUUCAGCUUAAUAAUGACGAUAUUAUUUACGUUAGGGAGUUGCCUAGUUCCUUGACUAUUGUCCUCAUGAUAAAGCGAAAAGACAUGGAGUAUAGGGCCCUUAUUGAUAGGAAUGUGGAUGAAUUUUAUAAGGCUGCUUAUAGUAUUUUUACUUCCACUCCUGCCUAAGGGGAGAGGAACACGUAUUCUAUACCCUCCCCACUUUCACAGUUUCCAUAUUUAUACAACUCUCCGUUAGAGCGAGAAAAAG
This is a messenger RNA of Phytomonas sp. EM1, 1228 nucleotides long. The record is from the annotation of a GenBank genome assembly. Lineage: Eukaryota; Euglenozoa; Kinetoplastea; Trypanosomatida; Trypanosomatidae.